GCCCCUCCCCCUUUUCUGCACACGUGAAUUUAGCUAGAAACACAUGACACAGUGAGAUCCACAAGAUCAGAAGAAGAGUUUCUGAUCUUCUCUUGUCUCUCUUCCUAAGGAUGCUACGUCACUUGGCAAGGAGAGCUUGUAGCCUACCCAGGGCUAUAGGUGGUACCCAGCAUGCAUACAGUGCUGCGGCUGGAGAGCCUCCCAAGAAAGUCGAAGUGUUUGUGGACGAUAAGCAAGUGAUGGUCGACCCAGGUACCACAGUCCUACAGGCGUGUGCGAUGGUUGGCGUGGAGAUACCGAGGUAUUGUUAUCACGAAAGGCUCUCAAUUGCCGGGAACUGUCGAAUGUGUUUGGUGGAGAUUGAGAAGUCCCCUAAACCAGUGGCAGCCUGUGCAAUGCCUGUCAUGGCUGGCUGGAGGAUCAAGACCAACUCUGAAAUCACAAGGAAGGCAAGGGAGGGUGUGAUGGAGUUCCUGCUAGUGAACCAUCCACUGGACUGCCCCAUCUGUGACCAAGGUGGAGAGUGUGACCUACAAGACCAGUCAAUGGUGUUCGGGAGCGAUAGAAGUCGAUUCGUGGACAAUCAGUACUCAGGGAAGAGGGCGGUGGAGGAUAAGAACAUUGGUCCCCUCGUGAAGACCAUCAUGACUCGCUGCAUCCACUGCACCAGGUGUAUCAGGUUUGGCACAGAGGUGGCUGGAGUGGAGGACCUGGGCACCACUGGCAGAGGGGGGGACAUGCAGGUCGGCACUUAUGUUGAGAAGAUGUUCAGGUCCGAACUAUCGGGAAAUGUCAUCGACUUGUGUCCGGUUGGAGCGCUUACGUCCAAACCUUACUCCUUCACUGCCAGACCCUGGGAGCUCAGGAAGACUGACUCAGUGGAUGUGCUGGAUGCAGUAGGUAGUAACAUAGUAGUCAACACUCGUGGUGGAGAGGUGAUGAGGAUCCUGCCUCGGCUUAAUGAAGACAUCAAUGAGGAGUGGAUCUCAGACAAGACACGGUUUGCCUAUGAUGGUCUCAAGAGUCAGCGUCUAACAGUCCCCAUGGUGAAGAAUGAGUCGGGUCAGCUGACAGAGGCCAGCUGGGAGGAGGCUCUCAUGUCUGCAGCUGCUGGGAUGAGCACGAGUGAGGGUGACCAGCUGGUGGGUGUGGUGGGUGAUCUAGUGGACGCAGAGUCACUGGUCUCCCUCAAAGACCUGCUCAACAAGAUGGGAUCGGAGAGACUCCACACGGAAGAGGCCUUCCCCUCCAUUGGACCAGGGACUGACCUGAGAUCCAGCUAUAUCCUCAACUCUGGCAUUGCUGGCAUUGAGGAAGCUGACUUGUUGCUGCUGGUUGGGACUAACCCACGCUUUGAGGCUCCUCUUAUCAAUGCCAGAAUCAGGAAGAGCUUCAUCCACAAUGAACUGGAGGUGGCCAUGAUCGGUCCCAAGCUGGACCUCACCUACGAAUAUGAGCAUCUUGGUGACUCAACUACCGUCCUACAAGACAUUGCCAGUGGAAAGCAUCCUUUCAGCAAGAAACUGUCCUUGGCUAAGAGACCACUCAUCGUGGUUGGUAGCUCUUGUCUCCAGAGGGAGGAUGGUGGAGGGCUACUAUCAGUGGUGACCGGGAUCACUAGCGCUCUCUCUGGGUCAGACCAAGGCUGGACCCCACUCAACAUUCUGCACAGGGUUGCCAGUCAGGUGGGUGCACUGGACCUUGGCUACACGGCUGGACUAACAGCGGACAGUCUCAGUGCAGCCAAGUGCCUCUAUCUACUAGGAGCAGACGGAGACAAACUGAAGAAGGAAGACAUUCCUGAAGGUUGCUUUGUCAUCUAUCAAGGUCACCAUGGCGAUCGUGGUGCCUACCUUGCGGACGUUGUUCUGCCUGGUGCUGCCUACACUGAGAAGAAUGCCACCUAUAUCAACACAGAGGGAAGGGCACAGCAGACCAGAGUGGCAGUGACUCCACCUGGACAGGCAAGGGAGGACUGGAAGAUCAUCAGAGCUCUCUCUGAGAUAUCUGGAUUCACGCUUCCCUACGAUGAGUUGCCGGGGGUGAGGAAAAGACUGGCGGAGGUCGCCCCGCACAUGGUACGAUACGACGACCUGCAACCAGCCAACUUCUUUGCUCUGGCAGGAAAACUACUCAAAUCUUCCCAAGCGUCCCUCAAGCCCACCCCCCUCUCCGUGAACCAGGAGAGGCUGGACCAGUUCUAUAUGACAGACUCCAUUAGUCGAUCAUCGCUCACAAUGGCUAAGUGUGUGAGCGCUGUCAAGGCAGACUCAAGCGAGUGACUCAUCAUCACUGUUGUACUGUAUUAGUGUCCAUCUAUGUUGUACUGUAUGUAUGUAUGUAUGUAUGUAUGUAUGUUAGUUAUAAUUGUCAGUUGCUUUUGUGCUACACACAUUCUUCAAUAAUUGUAUAUUAACAUAA
Halichondria panicea is the source of this 2421-nucleotide messenger RNA. RefSeq names its product NADH-ubiquinone oxidoreductase 75 kDa subunit, mitochondrial-like. The record is from RefSeq and is a predicted model, not a curated record. Gene Ontology annotation, molecular function: iron-sulfur cluster binding; NADH dehydrogenase (ubiquinone) activity. Gene Ontology annotation, cellular component: membrane. The coding region runs from base 111 to 2282 and encodes 723 amino acids. The transcript is spliced from 18 exons. NCBI's taxonomy places the organism in Eukaryota, Metazoa, Porifera, Demospongiae, Suberitida, Halichondriidae. Gene Ontology annotation, biological process: cellular respiration; ATP synthesis coupled electron transport.